AUGGGAAUCACCCGCUUGUUGAAGAAAUUCAAUGGUAGGACAGAUCGAUCAGCGGUGGCCAGCUCUACCCCGCAACCAGAAGCACCAUGCGCCCCGCCAUCUCGCCCAUUUGGACUGGAGGUCUUGGUCGAAGGAAGGGAUCCUGUCGUGGACAUCGUUGCAGUUCAUGGUCUAAACGGCCAUCGAGAGCAUACUUGGACUGCCAGUGGCGGCAAGCAUUGGCUGCGAGACUUCCUUCCGACCGAUUUGCCCAAUGCUCGGGUCCUUUGCUGGGGAUAUGAUGCCAACACACACUCGAGUUCUAGCGUGAGCAUCCAAUACCUAUAUGAUCACGCUCGAGAACUUGUCGCAGAUCUGACCAGGAAGCGGGGCUUGACCAAUGUCUGUAACCACUUAACCGUCGUAUCUAGCGGAAAUACUGACAGCAAUCAGUCGAGAGAACGGCCGAUCAUCUUUGUGGUGCAUAGUCUUGGUGGCAUCGUCGUUAAGAGUGCCCUCAUCCACUCCGACACCGCACGUGAAGGCGCAUUGGCCGAACAUCGAUCUAUCAAGACCUCCACACAUGGCAUCUUGUUCAUGGGAACCCCUCAUCAAGGAGGUAAUGGAGUUCAACUGGGGCGCGUGCUCGUCAAUGUCGCAUCCAUCUUCGUCUCAGCAGACGAUCGUCUCCUCAAACACCUCGAGCGAGAAUCCGAAUGGCUACAGCAGCAACUGGGGCAGUACGAGCCCAUCAGCGGAGACUUUGUGACAAAGUUUGCUUACGAGGUGUACAAAACGCCUACUCCCUUGGGACAGAUUACGGUUGUACCGAGAGCAUCAGCUGUUGUUCCCGGCCAAGCAGACGGCGAACCGAUCGCUAUCCAUGCUGAUCAUAUCAGCAUGGUGAAGUUCGCUUCCAAAGAGGACCCAAGCUAUGUUAAAGUGUCGGAGGUACUUCAAAUCAUGGUGGCAAACGCUGGCAACAACAUCCGAUCGAGGUGGGAGACGGAGGAGAGGGUUACGAGGGCACGAAUUGGCAACGAAACACCUGAGAAAAAAUCUGGCCCAUUUUACUCCAUCCCAUUUCCAGAUAACAAAGGCUUCGUUGGGCGGAGUGAAACGCUCCAAGCCCUUCAAUCAAUAUUGUUUCGCGACAAGUGUCAGAAAGUCGCCCUCUGUGGCCUUGGUGGCAUCGGAAAGACUCAAGUUGCCUUGAAGCUCGCUUACCUGACAAAGCAAGAAAAACCUGACUACUCGAUAUUCUGGGUGCCAGCAUCAAGCAAGGAAACCUUUAAUGAGGCGUACCUAGCUAUCGCUAGAAAGCUUGACGUUCAUGUCACUGAUGAUGAAGAUCUCAGGAUAGCACUGAGAGAGCAUCUCAGCUCGCCUGACUCCGGCAAGUGGCUUCUCAUCAUCGAUAACGCAGACGACGAAGGCGUUUUAUAUGAGUCAGAAGAUGGCCUCGACAGACUCUACGACUGUUUGCCUCAGAGCGACGAUGGUGUGACUUUAUUCACUACCCGCUUCUCACGUGUAGCAACGUCCGUCGCCGGAAGAAACGUUGUCGACUUGGCAAGUAUGAGCCUCAAUGAGGCGAGCGACUUCAUGAGGCAAUCGUUGGUGAAGGCUCUUUAUAGGGAGGGGAUUAUGCUUAAGGAACUCCUAGAAGACCUCACAUAUCUUCCCCUCGCUAUUGCGCAAGCUGCAGCGUACAUGAACGAGAACAGAACAUCGAUGCAAGAGUAUCUUGGCUUGCUUCGAAACACAAAGCAGGACAUGAUCGAACUGCUUAGCAGCGAUUUCCAUGACAGAACACGAUACAGAGACAGGAAUUCACAAAGCCCAGUAGCCACCACAUGGUUUAUUUCAUUCAGCAAAAUUCAUGAAUGCAACAAGCAAGCUGCUGAACUGCUCAUGUUUCUCUCGUAUAUUGAGCCGAAGGGUAUUCCGCGAUCGAUCAUGCCAAAAUUAUCUUCAGAGCAACAAAUAACUGCAGCCAUUGGCACACUAUGUGCCUACGCCUUUCUCACGCAACGAGGAAGCACAAAGGUAUAUGACAUGCACCGCUUGGUACACGUAUCGACCAGUAUUUGGAUUGAGAGCCAAAACAGCAAAGACCAAAAAGCAGAUCUUGCGCUCGAAAUUUGGGAAAGUGCAGUGCAGCAGGUUACUAGGGUAUUCCCCUCAGAUGCACACGAGAAUCGAUAUUUGUGGAAAGAGUAUAUGCCGCAUGCUUUGAGACUGUUGGGGAACGAGCUGUUGAACUCAGUGAAAAAGGUGGACUUAGGCUACAGGGCCGGGCGAUGUUUGAAAGUGGAUGGCCGAGUCAAAGAUGCCAUCAAGCUACUCGAGCACGUUGUCGACGUUGGUAAGACGACGCUUGACGAAGGACAUCCUGACCGACUUGCGUCACAACACGCACUUGCAGGGGCAUAUGAAGCCGACGGACGAGUCAAAGAUGCCAUCAAGCUACUCGAGCACGUUGUCGACGUUGGUAAGACGACGCUUGACGAAGGACAUCCUGACCGACUUGCGUCACAACACGCACUUGCAGGGGCAUAUGAAGCCGACGGACGAGUCAAAGAUGCCAUCAAGCUACUCGAGCACGUUGUCGACGUUGGUAAGACGACGCUUGACGAAGGACAUCCUGACCGACUUGCGUCACAACACGAGCUCGCUAGGGCAUAUCAAGCCGACGGACGAGUCAAAGAUGCCAUCAAGCUACUCGAGCACGUUGUCGACGUUGGUAAGACGACGCUUGACGAAGGACAUCCUGACCGACUUGCGUCACAACACGCACUUGCAGGGGCAUAUGAAGCCGACGGACGAGUCCAAGAUGCCAUCAAGCUACUCGAGCACGUUGUCGACGUUGAAGAGACGACGCUUGACGAAGGACAUCCUUCUCGACUUGCGUCACAACACGCACUCGCAGGGGCAUAUAAAGCCGACGGACGAGUCAAAGAUGCCAUCAAGCUACUCGAGCACGUUGUCGACGUUGGUAAGACGACGCUUGACGAAGGACAUCCUGACCGACUUGCGUCACAACACGCACUUGCAGGGGCAUAUGAAGCCGACGGACGAGUCAAAGAUGCCAUCAAGCUACUCGAGCACGUUGUCGACAUUGGUAAGACGACGCUUGACGAAGGACAUCCUUCUCGACUUGCGUCACAACACGAGCUCGCUAGGGCAUAUCAAGCCGACGGACGAGUCAAAGAUGCCAUCAAGCUACUCGAGCACGUUGUCGACGUUUGUAAGACGACGCUUGACGAAGGACAUCCUUCUCGACUUGCGUCACAACACGCACUUGCAGGGGCAUAUGAAGCCGACGGACGAGUCAAAGAUGCCAUCAAGCUACUCGAGCACGUUGUCGACGUUUGUAAGACGACGCUUGACGAAGGACAUCCUUCUCGACUUGCGUCACAACACGCACUUGCAGGGGCAUAUGAAGCCGACGGACGAGUCAAAGAUGCCAUCAAGCUACUCGAGCACGUUGUCGACGUUGGUAAGACGACGCUUGACGAAGGACAUCCUUCUCGACUUGCGUCACAACACGCACUCGCAGGGGCAUAUAAAGCCGACGGACGAGUCAAAGAUGCCAUCAAGCUACUCGAGCACGUUGUCGACGUUCGUGAGACGACGCUUGACGAAGGACAUCCUGACCGACUUGCGUCACAACACGCACUUGCAGGGGCAUAUGAAGCCGACGGACGAGUCAAAGAUGCCAUCAAGCUACUCGAGCACGUUGUCGACGUUUGUAAGACGACGCUUGACGAAGGACAUCCUUCUCGACUUGCGUCACAACACGCACUUGCAGGGGCAUAUGAAGCCGACGGACGAGUCAAAGAUGCCAUCAAGCUACUCGAGCACGUUGUCGACGUUCGUAAGACGACGCUUGACGAAGGACAUCCUUCUCGACUUGCGUCACAACACGCACUUGCAGGGGCAUAUGAAGCCGACGGACGAGUCAAAGAUGCCAUCAAGCUACUCGAGCACGUUGUCGACGUUCGUAAGACGACGCUUGACGAAGGACAUCCUUCUCGACUUGCGUCACAACACGCACUUGCAGGGGCAUAUGAAGCCGACGGACGAGUCAAAGAUGCCAUCAAGCUACUCGAGCACGUUGUCGACGUUCGUAAGACGACGCUUGACGAAGGACAUCCUUCUCGACUUGCGUCACAACACGCACUCGCAGGGGCAUAUCAAGCCGACGGACGAGUCCAAGAUGCCAUCAAGCUACUCGAGCACGUUGUCGACGUUGAAGAGACGACGCUUGACGAAGGACAUCCUUCUCGACUUGCGUCACAACACGCACUCGCAGGGGCAUAUAAAGCCGACGGACGAGUCAAAGAUGCCAUCAAGCUACUCGAGCACGUUGUCGACGUUGGUAAGACGACGCUUGACGAAGGACAUCCUGACCGACUUGCGUCACAACACGAGCUUGCAGGGGCAUAUGAAGCCGACGGACGAGUCAAAGAUGCCAUCAAGCUACUCGAGCACGUUGUCGACGUUCGUAAGACGACGCUUGACGAAGGACAUCCUUCUCGACUUGCGUCACAACACGAGCUUGCAGGGGCAUAUCAAGCCGACGGACGAGUCAAAGAUGCCAUCAAGCUACUCGAGCACGUUGUCGACAUUGGUAAGACGACGCUUGACGAAGGACAUCCUUCUCGACUUGCGUCACAACACGCACUCGCAGGGGCAUAUGAAGCAGCUGAAGCAGCAAACGAGAUCCUGAAUUAAGCAUUUUAGGUAGUCGACAACAUAAUUCAUGAUGAAUUUGAGUAAGUUGAGUGUGCAGGGUAACGUACGAGUACUCUGCAGCCAUCGUUACGCGUCUUUUGUAGCUUUGCUGCAUGGCUAAUGGAGGCCUUGUCCAACGCAAGUGCAUGUUCCGACUUGAUUCGCAUCGCAGGGGCACUGUAUCGUGCGGCUGUAGCAAUUUCAGCGUGAUAAGUUCUCGCUGGUUAAG
Colletotrichum phormii is the source of this 4948-nucleotide messenger RNA. RefSeq lists its product as uncharacterized. The record is from RefSeq and is a predicted model, not a curated record. Gene Ontology annotation, molecular function: protein binding; ADP binding. NCBI's taxonomy places the organism in Eukaryota, Fungi, Ascomycota, Sordariomycetes, Glomerellales, Glomerellaceae. The coding region runs from base 1 to 4719 and encodes 1572 amino acids. The transcript is spliced from 6 exons.